Molecule: messenger RNA, 5215 nt
Organism: Wasmannia auropunctata (little fire ant)
Lineage: Eukaryota; Metazoa; Arthropoda; Insecta; Hymenoptera; Formicidae
Product: monocarboxylate transporter 3
Exons: 11
Coding region: 2407-4836 (809 amino acids)
Biological process (GO): monocarboxylic acid transport; transmembrane transport
Molecular function (GO): monocarboxylic acid transmembrane transporter activity
Source: RefSeq, a predicted model, not a curated record
GAGGCGACGAAAGCGCGAGGUUCGCUCCGACAUUCGCUCCGAGAAAGGCGAUCCGCCGGCGUCGAUUUUGGUGCUCGCACGACACACGUCGUGAACGCGAUCUCUCGCUCUCCGCCGCGCCGCGUCGCAUCAGCGGGGGAAGAAAACCGCGGUCUCGAUUUAGGAAACGUUAUAUACGCACGACGCGGAGGAGGACGAGGCCGCUGCUUUGUUCGCGGAAGUUCGACGAGCUUCGAGAGUCGCCGCGCGUUCUCGGGUAUAAAUAGAAUCUGCCGUGCUGCGUCGCGGAUAUCCUCGAUAUAUAGUGCCACUCUGGACGUUCUUGACUGCGUGCAAACUGUCAGUGCUGCCGAGAAGCCCCCGGGGGUUCGCGGGUGUCGCGUGAGGGAGAGAAAGGAAAGCUACCAGCGGAUCACUCGCGAUUAUAUCGUGGACGCAUCGAGAUCCACUUGAGAGAUAAGCACUCUCGAACGUUCUGCGCAGGAGGCUUGAGGAUGAUGUAUCAGGAUCGCGAUACAGGGGAGUACAGGGAGCGUUGAAUCUACUUUAAAGACAAGACUGAGAGGAGAAAAAAAGAAAGAGAAAUAGAGAGAGAGAUAAAAAACUGCACGACUUGAACGCGACAAUAUAGUGCACGAAUGGAUCGUAUUAUUUUCUUCUGAAGUCGCCAAGACGUCAUCGCGUGGGAAAUGACGGGAGCGUGACUCUCCGUUCUUCACGUUGACUAGCUCUCUUCUGCGAAAGUGCGUCGAAAGCUUCGGAGAACGCUGCGUCGAUCGAAUUUCUUUCUGACGUUCGCGUUUUCGUUCGCGCUUCUGGAGGUGUCUGGAAGCGUCCCACAAUCGCGGACGCGCGUUGAAACUUCUCGCGGAUUUAGCGGAGAUAACCAGUAGCGUUCCGUCUCGUCUCGAGCCCGCUCCGCUCUGCAGCCUGCGGUCGGCGAAUACACGUGCGGAUAUACUCCUCCGCGUGCCGUAUAUCGAAUCGAUAGCCGUGACGAAGUACCUGGCGGGAACGAGGAGGGAACGGGUUUAAGUGCAACGGGUUUUCCAAACGAGAGGAGUCCGCGCGCGUAAUCACACGAUUGAUUCCGCUGAUGACGCGUGCGGGGUUCGGCAACCCGGGCAUCUUGGACGGAAGCGGCGUACUAUAUCCGUACGUGACAAAACGCGACGAAAACAAGGGGCUCGGCAAGCGCACUGUGCGUCGUGCGCACACGCAUCUUUUAUCCGCGACGCACACGUGAGUCACUUAGCACGUGCGCGCACGGGCGCCGAUUGAGGUUUCCCCCUCGCUCUGCCGAGAACAACGGUGACGUUAUUUCACAGACGAAAGCAAAUCACUGCAAAUACCUUUACUUUUAUAGAGAGCGAUUAAAUUAAUUUAAUUAAUUAAAUAAUUUAAUUUUAAGAGAAAGGAAUAAAUCGGGUAAAAAAUAAAAUUAAAUAAAAAAUUGGAGCAUGGUGCAUUAAAAAGAUUGUUGGAUCGUCUAAAUCCUCGAGACGUUUCUGCGAUUUCGAUAACGAGCGAAAUGGAAAAUUCUCAAGAUGCACAGUUUCCAACCAAGUAAAUGAUACAGUUCGCUGAAACGAAAAGCGAGCGAACGAAGAAAGAGCAGAUUGGAGGCGAAGUGUAUCGGGAAAGUCGUCCGAUACGGAACAAAUCAUCUCGGACGAUCGAACGAAAUUAACCAAAGAGUGACUUCUCUGUGGAGAGAUCUGAGAAACACCUCGAAGACCCCGCCGCGAAAACUGCGGCGCCCGCGCAUCGAGGGCAUCGACGAUAUUCACCGUUCUCGCUCGCUCGUGCAGGGACUGCACACUCCUUGGAUCAGAUAGGAGAUCGAGGAGCGAGAUCCCUCUCCUUUAUUCUCCCACUUCUACAUUCGACGGCGAGAGUUGCCGGGUACCGGCGCGGUGCGCGCUGCGCACGAUGGCAGUGCGCUAAGUGAGCGAGUGCGGACGACGACGCGAGCGCGCCAGCACAGUGCAGGUCGGAGUCUCGACAUGGCAGCGGAUUACGACGAGUGAUCGCCGCGACGGGUGGGCCUGUGGCGGGUUGUCGGAAGGAGCGAGAGAGAAACGUGCCGACAAACUGAGAGAGAGAAAAAGAGAGAGAGGAGUCGCGAAAGGGACGCGGGCGCGAUAACGGAGAGCGGAGUGUUGCACGACGUGAUAAAGUCGCUUUCGUGACCGAGGAGGGCGGCCGUCGCGAAUCGCGUCGCGUCGCGUCGCGUCGCGUCGCCGCGAAUCGCGCCGAGCGCGCUCGAAAAUAGAACGCGGUUGCGACCGCGAGCGAACGAGCGAGCGGACGCCAAAGGGAAGAGAAGAGAGGCGGUCGACGGCCAGAAGAGCAAGUGAGAGAAAGAGAGAAGAAGAGUGACUGACGGUUUAAGGCGGUCGUAGAAUGUCGCGAGUGUCGCUCAACAAGUCGCAGUACGGCUCGCGUCGCGUCCGCAAAAUCAGCUCGACGGAGAGCGAAUACUCAGUAGAAGAACAAUCGAGAUUAACGGGGAACGAUGGUCCGGGUGGCGAUGAAGCUUCACCGGAAGAUGAGGGAGGUUCGCUCUGCGAGUAUCACGAUAUACCACCACCGCCGGACGGUGGAUAUGGUUGGGUGGUGGUAUUUGCAUCGUUUAUGUGUAACAUGAUAGUGGACGGCAUUGCCUACACGUUCGGUGUCUUUCUCGGAGAAUUCGUCAAGUACUUUGGGGAGGGAAAGGGCAAGACCGCCUGGGUUGGCUCAUUGCUGUCUGGAAUGUACCUCAGCGCUGGACCCGUUGUCAGUGCUUUAACGAAUAAAUAUGGCUGUAGAGCAGUAUGUAUGGCAGGAAGUUUCUUAGGCGCCGCCGCAUUUGUACUUUCGACAUUUUCGAGCAGUGUAAAUAUGCUUAUGGUGACUUACGGUAUUAUGGGAGGAAUUGGAUUCGGUUUGAUAUAUCUGCCCGCAGUAGUUUGUGUAGGCUAUUACUUUGAAACCAAGAGAUCCCUAGCUACCGGCAUCGCAGUGUGCGGAUCGGGAUUCGGUACAUUCGCGUUCGCGCCUCUCGCGACUAUGUUGCUGGAGGCGUACAGCUGGAAGGGAGCAAACCUAAUCCUGGCCGGUCUCAUCUUGAAUUGCGCAGUAUUCGGUGCCAUGAUGAGACCUCUGGAAUAUCCGAAGGCUUCCUCCGUCAAGCCGUUGCUACAAAGAAUGGCCGAGGAGAAGAGAUUUCAAAUGGAACGUGGUAGUAUCGGUGGCUCCUACUUUAUGGUGCAAUUACCGGACGGAUCCAUGGAAAAGAGGAUGAAAAUGCCCAUUAAUAUUGAUCCCGGUGUUCAUUCCAGCUUCAAUUUAGACCAAUUAGUGCCUGGAACUCCUUUAACACCAGUUCCGACGGUGCCAACCCUUCCCACCAUAUCCGAAGUGAAGGUGCAAGAGCAUUCAUCUAGUGGACAUACUAGCGAUAGUGGCAGCAUGGAUUUAAAGAAUAUUUCCAACAAGACCAAGAGCAGGAAGAGUAUCGAUGAAACCAAAGACACGAAGGAAGCGGAGAAGCCCGAGAACGAGUUUAAUAAGACGAUAAUCCCCAGAAACGCAUCGCAGCCGGCUUUCACGACCCACGUUCAAGGUUUGCCUAAAAACGGCUCCGUGCCGUUCUUCGACAGAAUCCGUAAGACGAGUACCAGCGAACGUUACAAGCCUAGCCUUAGUGCAAUAAAGAAUUCUAGGACAACGCUUAAUUCUAACGGAGAUAUCCGAAAGAGCUUGCAUCUGAGACUUUCCACGAGCAGCAUGUUGGGAUCGCGAAAUAAUAAUGCCGAGGUUGAUGACGGUGAGAGUAUUACUUUUACUACAAGUAAAGCUAGUAUCCCAAAGGAGAAACCAAUGAUGGUCCGUCCCUUGUCGAGAAAGGAUAUUUUCUACAGUGGUAGCGUAGUCAAUUUACCAGAGUACCAAAGCCAGAAAUCCCUCGCCAAUUACCGUCAGAGUGUUGUAUCUCUCCCCAAAUCUGUACGUGGUGAUUUGAAAGACAUCGAUAUAGAAAAAGCGCAACAGCAGCCAUUGUGUCCUUGCUUGGUAUUACCCGAAUCGUUUAAGGAAGCUUUAGCGACGAUGAUGGAUAUGUCUUUGUUGAAAGAUCCUGUUUUCCUCCUAAUUGGUAUUAGCAAUGUGUUUGGUAUGGCUGGAUUGUACGUCCCUUUUGUAUAUCUGGUGGAUGCCGCGGUCUUAGAUGGAAUUGAAAGCAACUCUGCAUCAUUCUUAUUAUCUAUUAUUGGAAUAACGAACACCAUAGGUCGUGUGGCUUGUGGAUAUGUCGCUGAUUUUCCGCAAGUCGAUUCCUUAUUGCUGAACAAUAUUUGCUUAAUUAUAUCUACAAUCGCCGUGGCCGCUACGCCAUUUUGCCAUAGUUAUGCCGCUUAUAUCAUCAUGAGCAUAUUUUUUGGGAUAGCAAUAUCUGGCUAUAUCUCAUUAACGUCAAUCAUCUUGGUGGAUCUCUUGGGAUUAGACAAAUUAACGAACGCUUUCGGCCUUUUAAUUCUAUUCAGAGGGGCUGCCGCUAUAGUUGGCUCACCCUUAGCGGGCGCUGUUUAUGAUGCGACGCAAAGUUACAGUAUCCCGUUCUUCAUGGCAGGGUUCUUCUUCCUUGUAAGCACUAUUACUAGUUUCAUGGCCCCUGCUAUGAAACGGUGUACUACACCGCAGACUCAACCUGUGAUAUUAGAUACAUUGACUCCAAUCGACGAAGAUAUUGAGGAAGAGAACGAGGAGGAUAUACCGGAGAUAGUAGAAACCGCGCCGUCACCCUUAGAGCCACCCGAGAAGGAGAUCAAGCAAAUAGAGUCUGUUUUAUAAGUACUUCUGAUCUUUUUUAAACGGAUUAUAAAAAUCGCCUUCACUCCGAGCCACACUGUGAUAGGGCUGCUACUUUUUAAAGUCUUAAAACAAAAAAGGUACUUCUUUGUUACACACUUAAUCGAUGAAGCACAAAUUAGUGGCAUACCUGAUGGAAUUUUUAUCGUACUUACAGUUUUAGACUUUUAUCAUUGUAUGUUUCGUCAUAUAUCUUUUGUGUUUUAUUUUUUUAUCGAAGCGAAUGAACGAUAUAUACGCGCGAAAAUGCCAUCAGGUACAGAUACUUAUUGUUAGUUGCCUAUAUGUAAUAGUGAAUGAUAGAUAGAACGUUAUAUUAACCUAAUCAGUAUCGAUCAAGCAGUAUAUAUAGAGAAAGAAA